Adineta steineri is the source of this 1029-nucleotide messenger RNA. NCBI's taxonomy places the organism in Eukaryota, Metazoa, Rotifera, Eurotatoria, Adinetida, Adinetidae. The record is from the annotation of a GenBank genome assembly.
AUGUCGGGGUCAAUAAAGGGUAUGGUAGGUUGUUACAACAUGAAUUCAAGUCAACAAAUGUGUGCAGUUGAACUUUCAUUACCAUUUAUUCAACAAGCAAUCGAUAUUCUCGAUUUAUCAAAUAUAUCAAUGACACAACCAUUAAUUAUUGCCGAUUUUGGCUCAUCACAUGGUUUGAAUUCAAUGUAUGCAAUAAAAUCGAUUAUUGAAUAUAUUCAGAAGUCUAAAAAUGAACAACGAUCAUUUCUUAUUGUUCAUAAUGAUUUAUCAACAAAUGAUUGGACAAUCCUUUUCGAUCUACUCAAUAAAGAUAAUAGUUAUUAUGGUUUAGCAUCCGGUCGAUCAUUUUAUGAACAAUGUUUACCAUCGAAUUCACUUAUAAUUGGUUAUUCUUCAACAUCAAUACAUUGGUUAUCAUGUAAACCAUGUAAUAUAUCAAAUAUUUGUAUUUCUCCAUUAAAUAUUAAUAAUGACAAAUUUAAACAUCAAGCUUAUCUUGAUUAUUCACAAUUUUUAGAACAUCGUUCAAAUGAACUUAUUCUUGGGGGUGUUCUUAUACUUUGUAUACAUUGUCUCAAUGAUAAAGAAUUAAAUGGACUUGAAAUUGCUCAUCAACUUCUCUACAAAUGUGCACAAUCAUUAUUACUUACAGAGCAAGAAUUACUUGAUUAUACCAUUCCAGUUUAUUAUCGUACUUAUUCAGAAUGUAUUGAUCAAGAUCUAUUUAAGAAAUUUUCAUUAAAAUUAAUUAAAUCUGAUAUGUUGGAAGCAAGAAUAAAUAUAUUAAAUCAAUUACAACAAGGAAAAAUUUCAUUAGAUGAAUUUGCAAAGGAUCGAACUCAAUUUGUACGUAGUUGGGGUGAACCAUCAUUACGACAAGCUUUAGAAAUGAAUAAUAAACGUUCAGAAAAAGAUAUUCAAAUAUUAUUGGAUCAAUUUUGGAAGAUGUAUGAAAACGAAGUAAAACAACUUUCAAAUCAAUUUGACACUUCAUCUUGUCGAACUUAUUUAAUAUUAAAAAAGAUUUAA